GACAACCAUCUAAAACUUAAAAAUAUAUAAAAACUCAAAUGUAAAAACAUUAACUUAUUACCUAUAGCUCCUAACACUGGAGGGAAAUCCAAUGACUCAAAACCAUUUAAAUACUCGCGCAAUUGAAUUUCGUACAUUGGGAAUUUCUUCAAAUACAAAGGCCACAAACAACGCCAGACUUCAUGACAGAAAUCAAUUAGAAUGGAGCAGACAGUGCUUUAACCAAUUCCGAACAUAUUUCCAAUUGUUCGGUAUUCUGCAGAAGAGCCAAGAGCAUAUAAAGCAAUAGCAAUGCGUUUCUGUCGAUAUAGUCACAGGAACAACCAAGAACUCUGGCAAUGUUUAAAGAGAGUUUUGAGGUACCUGAAGGGGACUAUUGAUUCGAAAUUAGUAUUUAAGAAAUAUACUAAUUAUGAUAAUUUCUUAAUUGGUUAUGUAGACUCAGAUUGGGGUGGUAGUGAGAGUGAUAGAAGAAGUACAACAGGAUAUUUAUUUAAAAUGUUUGAUUCAAAUGUAAUUUGUUGGAAUACGAGAAAACAAAACUCCGUGGCUGCUUCAUCAACUGAAGCAGAAUAUAUGGCUUUGUUUGAGGCGGUUAGAGAAGCAUUGUGGCUUAAAUCGUAAAUGAAGAGUUUAAAAAUUAAAUUGAAACAACCAAUUAAAUUAUUUGAAGAUAAUCGGUGUUGUAUAAGUAUUGCUAAUAACCCCUCUUGUCACAAACGAUCUAAACAUAUUGACAUAAAAUAUCAUUUUACUAGAGAACAAAUUGAAAAUAAACUAAUACAAAUUGAAUAUAUUUCCACAGAUAAACAGAUAGCAGAUAUUUUAACAAAAACACUUCCAGCUCCACGCUUUAUUAAUCUGAGAUGCCAAAUGGGUUUGACUGACUAAUAUACAUACCUGAGGAUAUUGCUGAUAUAUGAAAACAGAUUGAAAGGAAGGAUAUUUAUGUGCAUAAAUCAUAGAUUUUAAUCCAAAUUGCUACAUUAAUAAAUUUCCAAUUUAAUUUAAGUGUAUAAUUUUUCAUUACUGGUCUGAUUAGGUUUUUCUGGGUUUUUCCUAAUCCUUGCAACGAAUGUUGGACCAAUAUGUAUUCCCAGCUACUGUCAAGCUUGUCGCAUCUGUAGAUUUAAGUAACUGAGAUUGAAUUUAUUUAUUGGUAAUGGAAAUGUAAAUGAUUUUAUCUUUGAAUACCAAAUUAUAAACAUUGCUAUGAAUAUUGUUUUUGAGGAGGUGUGUUGGCAAUCCAUGCAUGUGAAGCUCUAAAUUGAAGAAACAUGGCAACCCAUGCAUGUGAAGCUAUGUUAUACCAAUGUUGGUAAACAUUGGAUAAUGCAAUAAUUAGUUUGAAUUUCAUAAGCAAAAUACAAUAAGGGUAUUCGUUUAAACGUGUAAAAGCCCCGUAAACCUCUUAAACCGUGUAUAUUUACGAAUGCGUAAAAAUCUGGCAGCAACUUAUAUGGAAAUUCAUUUAAACACAUUACGCACCAAUGUCAGUGUGUAAAGAACGCUUGUAAAUUUACGAUAUUGCAAAAGCAACCCUUCCAAACGACCAGCUGAUGAAUAUUAUUGUCAAAAUUAAAAUGGAAAAGGAUAAAAAGUUAAGGCAAAAGCGCCUACGGCUGAAACCGUCCCAUCGCUGGACAGAGUCGCAGUCCCUGCAGCUGUUGCAAGCAGUAUCCGACGCAAUUAAAGAUAGUCCAGAAUCUUUUGAGAAACCGACCUCCCAAAGGUUUUACGAAAAAUUGCAGCAAAAUACACCGGCACUUCAAUCUGUCCUUUGCGUAGCUAUGAAAAGCAAAAUGAGGUAUCUCAAAGCGUUGUACGUUGCCGCGGCAGCCUGGAAAAACAAAACUGGGUCUGGACUACUCGCUAAUGGUGACGAGUCAAGCGUAUCAGCGCAUGUCAACAAAAUUUGUCCCAACUUUGACUUACUGGAAGUUAUCUUCGGGCAACGCAAAAAUGUAAAUCCCGGAGUAAUUUUUGAAAGCACUGACAGCAUUGAAGUACUGACUGAUUCCCCUUGUGCUGAUAGUUCGUUAAACGAUACCAUCGAUUCCUACGACUUGUGUGCGCUCGAUGCACUGUGGUCUGAAAUUCAAAUUUUUUGGCAUAAAUUAGAAGGAGUGGUACUAGGCAAUUGAAAUUUCGCAUACAGGUUAUAUAUGACUUAGUUAAGAAAAAUUCCAAGAAUGGAUGAAAUCGGUCAUUCUCCAGGGGUACCUCCCUUGGACCUAUAGUAAAAAUUUUUGAAUUUCAGCUCCAAAAAUUGCGAUAUCUUCACGAAAAUUGGUAAAUAUGUUAUUCUUGUAAUACGCAUCGACGAUACCAAAAAUAUUUGAAAUCGGCCAGUCCCUAGGAAUACCUCCCUUGGACCUAUACUAAAAAUUUGGUUUUAUAAAAUGAAAAAUUUGCAUAUGAUAGGCAAAAGUGGUCAAAUAAUUUUAUUAUCCGAAUAUUUAUACACAUGUUUUUACUGAAACAAUUAUUUUUAUAAUAACAUUUACUGUACAUCUGAAAUGAGAGAGAAGUUACAGAAUUAUUAAAUUCACUUGAAUAUAAUAUAAAAAGUUAUAUGUACCAAGCAAAUCAUUCGAAAUCACAGUCUUCCGUAUCUAAAACUAAAGCGUUCUCCACAACGUCUGCUUCCGAUAUAUCGGAAUCAGAAUUAUCCGAAUCGUAUUCAGAUCCCCCUGGCAAGUGGUUGCAAAUUUGCAGCUCACUUGAAGGUGUAAGCAAUUGUAUUACUUCUUCUGGUAGCUUCUUUCUUUUCCGAUAUUUUUCUCUAGCGGAGAAAGACAAGCUUGAAAGAAGGGGGUCUGAAGAAUCCAUUGCUCUAUUGAAAACAUCAGUCAUAUUAUUUUUUCUUGUAUUUUAUCUUGCAUGUGCGUUGCGAUCUCUCUUGUAUAAUUUAUUUCGAGCUUCUGACGCAUUUUCACCAAAACAACCAACAGGCAUUACGCAAUUUUGUAUAAUCUGUGAGCCGUGAACAAAUUGUUUAUGAACUGUUGCUGACAUUGGAAACCAUAAAUAUUUUUCCAUGUACAAGAAGGCAGUUCUUUUGCAAAAAUCUUCAAACUUUGUGUUAUCUAUAGGAUACUCGCAGGAAAUAGCAAUUAAUAUUACUCUAAAGUUAUUCAAAAUUUCUAUAUCAAUAUUUGUAAUUAAAGAAAAGAGUUCCAAAUUGUUAAAUGCUUUCCUGGCAGUAUUGCCGUUAUUUGAUGUUCUACUACCAUUUGCUUUAUAGCGCCCAUACACGAGCACACAAGUGCGUUCGAUCGGUAUGAAUUCGUUUGCCCAUACACGACACACAAAUCCAUUUUGCGUUCGUUCUUCACAGAGUUAACAUGUGCGACAGGCAAGCGGAACAUUUCUUGGAAUUUAUUUCUAAUGUAGCAUUUUUAUCUAUUUAAUUGUAUUUCGUUAAUAAGUUAUUCCAACUUUUAUUUUUCUUACACUAUGUAUAUGUAUGAGCGCUUAGGCAAAAAGCGAAAACUUUGAAGCGUUAUUUCUCGGUUUUUCAUUUUUACGAUUAUUCUUAAUUGGCGGGCAGGAUAGAAAAAAAUAAACGUCGUAUGGAAUUAGGGCAAAGUUUAUUAUCAUUGACAUAAAAUUAUCUUAUACUUAAACUAAAAAAAUAUUAAGAAAAGUCAAGUUUUAAUUGUAUAUUUUUAAACAGCAUAAAAUAAAAUUCUUUUGAAAAGCCACUACUUAUUCAAUUUUUAAUAAAAUUUUAAAUUUUACACUUUUUUUUGGAAUUUUCUUAGUUUAACUAGAAGAUAAAUUAAUAAAAAAUAUGAAUCUCUUUGAAUUUUUUGUUUCCGAUAGAAAUUGCGACCUGCAUCCUGCCCGCCGUCCGAAAAAUGUACAUGCGAGAUGCAUCGGGUAAUUGCUUCCCAAAG
Bactrocera neohumeralis is the source of this 3902-nucleotide messenger RNA. RefSeq lists its product as uncharacterized. The transcript has 3 exons. Bases 1560 to 2144 code for a protein of 194 amino acids. NCBI's taxonomy places the organism in Eukaryota, Metazoa, Arthropoda, Insecta, Diptera, Tephritidae. The record is from RefSeq and is a predicted model, not a curated record.